GGUCGGGGUUGGUUAUGGUUUCAUCGCAUGACAUUUCGGCCGGGGUUUUCGGUGGCCGACGGUGUUCUUCUGGGAACCCUGGGGACUGGGAAAGGGCGCCUCUUCAGCCUCUGUGCCUUCUGUCAGCCCGGGAGUGUUCGCAGGACAAGCGAUAUCGGCGAUGAUGCCGCGGUUGUGAGUUGAGCUCAGGGCGGGGAGGCAACGUCGUCUCAGGCGUGCAUGGCUAGACGUACUAUUCAGUCACUAAUACCAAAGAACGCAUAUUCACUGUAACCAAACGUUCCUUUUGUACAAAGAACGCACGGUUGCACAGGAUGCGCUGCGGCGAGAAGCAGCAUUAAUAACUUUAGUAUUUAAUAUUGGGACACUUACUAGCACUUUCACAAUCAAUAAUUCACCAGAAGAAUUCAGCAUUAAUGCAUAAUGUCAUUGUGCAUAGAGGCUCGUGAAUAAUUCAAGUCAGAUAAGAGGUUUGUGGUGAUUAAAGUGUCCAUCGGACAGAACAUGUCCAUUAAGACUCUGUGAUUACAAGCAGACAGUAGAAUCUCGAAACAUCAACCAUUUCCAUGUAAGGAAAUACUUUGACUUAAUCUGGUCUGAGAAGGUUGGAUGCGUGAAUUCAAAACAUUACAUUUUCAUAUUAUUUGAAUAUCCUUCACAAGCGACGCCAUGCACCCAUUAUGUAUACGCAUUCCGCUUUUAACUAUUGUUGUAUAACUUUGUACGCAACAACAGUCACACCUGCUGACAUAGUGCUGCUAAUAGUAACCCUCCUGAAUGAAAACGUUUUCUAUGUGCCGUUCUUCACUGUUGAUACACCUGAGGUGUGGAUGUGGGCCUACAGGGGGAUGCUAUUUGACUUGAAAUCGCAUGUUAAAAGAAACGACGUUUGUGUAAUAGUGACUGCAUCGUGUGCAUGAUUUGCAUCUUCACACAGAGACAUGAUGGCGCGUGACACCUACAGAGCCGACCUCCUUGUUUAUAUCAUGGGAAACAGCACAGAGCAACUUUAGUACCAUCUGCAAAGUACCUGGACUCUCCUGGAGCAGAGCGCAUGUGACAAAAAGCUUUGUUUAUCUUAAAGACGUCACAGGGCGUCUCCACACAGGUGCGUGUCAGCUGAGCGGAGGGUAACAAUGGUUAAGCAGCAUCUCCCGUUAUGAAGGUCUAGUCUCUGGUGUUCUAAACAUGAUGAAGUUCAAGAUAGGCGAGUGCAUCUCGCUAUUCGUAAUCGCUGUCGUGUUUGACGUCGUCGGGUUUGUCCUUCUCCUCUUGGGCAUCUUCGGGAAUCUGCGCAUCAGCGGACAAUUUUACGGCGACUUCUUGAUCUACACGGGCUCGAUCGUGAUCUUCAUCAGCAUCGCCUUCUGGCUCUGCUGGUACGUCGGCAACAUCAAGCUGGCCGAGGAGGACCUGGACUACGACGAAGGCGCCAACAGCUUCUCGAGGCUGGUCCGAAAGCUGUCGGAGAAGUUGAACCCCACGCUCAAACGUGACCCGCCCGCCAAGUUCCUCGAGGAUGGGGCAGACAACGGAGAGGAGAGCUUACCCCCUCGCAAGGCGUCCCGCGUGACGUGGGGCAAGUCGUCAGCUUACCAGAACGAAGGUUAUGACGCCUCGCUGGACUCGGAGUCCCCCGCGGAGGAGAAGGGGUCCGACACCGGGCUGUCAGACAGACCAGCACCGCCACCACCACCACUACGGAUGACCCCUAGGCUCAUGAUGUCACACCCAUCCCCUGGAAGCCAACCCCUCUUCUUUGGCGGCUCAUGAGGUCUUGAGUUCUGAACCCUUUACGCUUUUUGUAGGGGGAAAUGCGAGGACAUUCCAUCCAGAAAAUAAUAUAGUCUACAAUUCUUUCUUUCACCAAAUGCUGCUUAUUUAUGUUUAUCGUUUAAAUAUUGAUUGUCUGGGUGUAGAGGGAGGUUGGACUGAUGUGUUCAUUGUUAUAUAAUGGCGGUGAAUCUGAGUGUGUGCAUGCGUGUGUGUAGCUAUGGGCGUGGAAUAGUUAUACUAGGUCCAUGUUUGUUGUUUGAUUUGCUGCAGAGCAACAAGUUCACCGGUCCGACUGGUUUGUGUGUGUGUGUGUGUGUCCCCAGAAAACCUGACAAAAUGAAACAGUCCACUAGAACCCUAGCUAUAUAUGGUUCUCAACCUAUUUGUACAUAUUUAAUUAAGAACCUGUUCACUUUUUAUUUGAUGCAGCUCAACAAGAACACUCCCAAGCCUUACAGGAAAUUCUGUUAUUUACAAGAAAUCAACUUGCCUUGUGUAGAUAUCCGGUCUGAUAGAUUCACUGUAAAGCAGCACAUUAGUGGCGGGUAUUCUGUGUCAUAUUGGAUGUUUCUAGAGCAAUUAGAAACCACUAGACAUUUCAAUUAGACAAUGACUGAAAUCCUCAUUACUGAGGAAGUACUGCUUUUUCAUUUGACUGUAGGGUUGAUUACAAAUCUGAUAAUAUAAUAUAAUAAAUUUAGCGUUAUGGGUGAGGGAGAGAGACAUUCAGUUACAUUGGUUUAUCGACGGCAGAGAGGGAUAGACUUCCGACAGAGGGAUAUCUGAUUCUUUUACAUGUUUCGGUUAUUGCUUUUGUCAAAUAAUUUGAGAAAAUCCAUAUUCAUGCUCCUUGAUGUUCUUGUUGUUCUUGUCAUGUUCUUAUACUUAAGCUCAGGCAUACCCAGCUCAUAGGAAGAGAGAGCCCGGACAUUGGUAGAUCAGGACACUACAAAUCCUGACUCUCUCAGCCUAGAUGACAUGCAUGUUCUAUUAUCAGAUAUUGCCAUCAACCAUACUACCAUAAUGUCUGAUAGAGUACAUGUAUUGUAUCCUCCCUGACAAAGUGCCUUGUCUUAUCUUAUCCGCCCUGAUGGCUCACAUGAGCUCAGCUGUAACCAACCCUAGCAGGUAUGUAGGUAGCAGAUUAUAUUUAAGUGUGUGGCACGGAAUGCUCGUUUCAUGCCUAUUCCGCCCAAUUACAGUUCAAAUGCCACCUGAUUGGCCUGCCAAAACUGGUAGGGUCCACAUCCAUGCUCUCCUAUUCACCAAAGGUGUCACAGGACGGACUGGAUACAAAGCUAGCUCUAUGCCAUCUUGGUCAUCAUGACGUCUCGAAUCUCUUGUUUGUUUUAUCUUCUCUCUUAAGGAAAACUUUGUUAUUACAGCGUGAGUGUCUGUAUGUGGUGUCAAGGUGUCACUUGAACUCUGAUCAAGGGUUUCUAUUCAGGGAAGACUUAGAACCAGUCAAUCAGCCCUAUGGAGGAAUCUGGACGGACUGCGUCAAGUCGCAGUCACCGGCCCUUUUGUUAGUCAAAUGCCAUGAGACAGGUCGUCCUGCAAAUUAUGCUAUGUAAGAAAUGUAAAAGGCGUGCUGUAGGGAAGUGGGAGGUGGGUGGGGGGUAACAAAAGCCAUUUAUCUGACGAAGCUCUCCUCGGACACCUCAGAACAUCCUACCGUCCCGUGCAGAGAGCACAUCCCUACCUGCCCCGCGAUGGACUGUUGUCGUAAAAAGUACCCUAACGAGCGCUGUGCCCUGUUCCUGGUGCUAGCGUUGAUCUUCGACCUGGUCGGCCUCGGCCUCCUACUGGCUGGGAUCUUUGCACCCAUCAGCUUUUGGGACUUCUUCAUCCUGUCAGGGCCGCUCCUCAUCUUCCUCAGCCUGAUCUUCUGGAUCUUCUGGUAUAUGGGGGGCCUCACAGUGCCUUACGAAGAUCUCCUGCCAAAGUGACCGGAUAUGGAAGGGAUCUGGAGAUCUUGUGUCUGCGGCGGACUGCUCAGAGGUCCAUGGCUUCGGGUCCCGUGGUGGUGGACUGGACCGCCUCCCACCUGUCUGUGUGGAGACGGUUGGAGACUGGAGAUGCUGAUGUUCUGGGGCUCUGGAGGCUUUGGUUGUUCCCAUGACGGAUGUACAGGAUGGGUGUCCGUCACAUGUGGACUGGACAGGAUGGGUUUAACAGGCAGGAGCACCGUUUUAAUAUUGGAAUUGGAACUUGACGACAACAUAACACCACGUUGGAUGUCGACAACGCAGACUCCCGGGACUUUACUUUGAAGUGGAAUAUUUCUGAUUUAAUUUAAGCACUUUAAUAGAUAAUGCCUUAUUUGUCUGUUUAUUGUCUGGUUUCUAGUUUUGUGUUUGGUGUAAGUAUGUUAUGUCACGCUGCAACUAAAGCAUUAAAAAACACUGAAAAAUGUUGAAAGACUGGAA
This is a messenger RNA of Gadus morhua (Atlantic cod), 4205 nucleotides long. RefSeq names its product transmembrane protein 238 like (gene tmem238l). The record is from RefSeq and is a predicted model, not a curated record. Bases 1189 to 1773 code for a protein of 194 amino acids. The transcript is spliced from 2 exons. Lineage: Eukaryota; Metazoa; Chordata; Actinopteri; Gadiformes; Gadidae.